This is a messenger RNA of Fusarium coffeatum, 2865 nucleotides long. RefSeq lists its product as uncharacterized. Bases 1 to 2865 code for a protein of 954 amino acids. Gene Ontology annotation, biological process: phosphatidylinositol metabolic process. Gene Ontology annotation, molecular function: phosphatidylinositol kinase activity. The record is from RefSeq and is a predicted model, not a curated record. Lineage: Eukaryota; Fungi; Ascomycota; Sordariomycetes; Hypocreales; Nectriaceae. The transcript is spliced from 2 exons.
AUGCCAUCGUUUCUUUCCGACCAGGACAAUUCGACAAUCUACAAUAAUAACCCCGACAUUCUCAACCUUGAUCCCACGAACCAGUUCGGAUUCGCGAACAAGGAGAGGGUGAAUGGGGGUUCUAUCCGCCACACCCGAUCCGACACCAUCAAUGAGAGCUUUGACGAGAGCUCAAUUUCUUCUACACACGCGUCAGAAGUUUCCGAAUCUACACCAGCGCCUAUGAAUGGCAACAGUAACAGCACGCGGCCUACGAGCAUGAGCUCUGUUUCUAAUGGAAAGUCCGCUACGGCCACACACCCUUUCCGACACGACGGUGCUGCCGAGCAUGACAACUUUGAGCAGAAGCCCAUGUUGAACGGUAACGCAAACCUCGUCGACCGUACCCGCCACCAGCCGCCCGUCGUCAACGGGAUCAAUUCUAAUAUGCCCUCUACGAACGACUACCAACAUGACAGUAUUCUAUCAAAACCUCUUCCAUCAGAACCUCAACACCCAGAAGAAGCUUCAGGAAAUUCCCAUAACGGUGGGAUCGACGGAACUCACACGUUUACGACCACACCACUUACAAAUACCGAUGCGGCGCAGGUAUCGCAGCCUCGCACCAAUGGCGCUCAUCGAUUGUCAUCCCCGCCAAUUUACAACCCUUCAAGCGCGGCUGCUUCGUCGACAGGGCAUCUCCAAGCUCCUCCGCCUGGUCUUAAGCAAAGGCAUACUCUCGAUGUGCCUAAGUACGUCCCAGGUCGUGGAUCCAAAGACGGCAUGGAUACUGCGCAGUCUAGCGGCCGCUUCUCUCCUACCAAUGCCGGAACCUCUAGUGGCCGGCGACCUUCAUUGAGUAUGGGUAGAAGACCAACUCGGUCGAUGCAGUCAGAUGGGCCCCGUGACGAGAUUGUGCCGGAUGAGGAUGCGCUUCGCUGGGCAGAAGCUUUGCGACAAAAACGGGCCAGCAAGCGGCGAAGAAAGGAAGAGGAGGAUGACGACCGAGUGCUUGUCGGCACGAAGGUUGACGAGACUCAUGCUAACUGGGAGACCGCCUAUAACAUGCUUACUGGUAUUCGUGUUUCGGUUUCGAGAACGAAUGCCAAACUCGACCGAGAAUUGACAGAUGCCGACUUUGAUACUAAGCAGAAGUCCACAUUUGACAUUGCCGGUAAUGAGCUGGUACCGUCAGCAAAAUACGAUUUCAAGUUCAAGGACUAUGCUCCUUGGGUUUUCCGCCGUCUUCGAUCUCUUUUCCACCUGGAUCCUGCCGAUUAUCUCAUGUCGCUUACGGGCAAGUACAUUCUUUCUGAGCUCGGCUCCCCAGGCAAAAGCGGGAGCUUCUUUUACUUCUCACGGGAUUACAAGUAUAUUAUCAAGACCAUUCACCACGCCGAGCACAAGUUCCUUCGCAAAAUUCUCAAAGAAUACUAUCAACACGUCAAGGACAAUCCCAAUAUGCUUCUUUCACAGUUCUACGGCCUCCACCGUGUCAAGAUGCCAUAUGGCAAGAAGAUUCAUUUUGUUGUGAUGAAUAACCUUUUUCCUCCGCACCGAGAUAUUCACACUACCUUUGAUCUGAAGGGAUCCACCAUUGGUCGAGAUUACAGAGAGGAGGAUCUGGAGAAGAAUCCCCGUGCAACGCUUAAGGAUCUCAACUGGCUGAGGCGACAGAGAAGCCUGGAGUUGGGCAUUCAGAAGAAGCGCAUGUUCCUUGAGCAGCUGCAGCGAGAUGUCGCUUUAUUGAAACGACUCAAGAUCAUGGAUUAUUCGCUAUUGGUUGGCAUACACGACGUCUCACGAGGGAACGAGGAGAAUCUUCGCGACAAGACGCUCCAAGUGUUCAAUCCCGGUGGUGAAAAGUCUCCUGAUGAUGAACCUAACUCAGUUCUUCUCCGCACCCCAUCCAAACUGGAGAACCAACGAAAGGCCAGGGAGCUGCGACAGAUGAUUCGCCAGGAGCGACCAGUACCCAUGGGUCAAUCAGCGAACAAGAUGCCAGAUGAGUUGCAAGAGGGCCAGCAACGUCCUGGAUGGGUUUUCGGGCAAGAUGAUGGCGGGUUUAGGGCGACCCACGAAGAUAAUACACCAGGGGAUGAGAUUUACUACCUGGGAGUCAUCGACUGCCUCACUCAUUAUGGAAUUAUCAAAAAGAUCGAGCAUUUCUGGAAGGGCCUGUCCAGCGACAAAACACAGAUCUCGGCGCUACCUCCCGACCAGUAUGGUGACCGGUUCUACCAUUUCAUCGAGGGUGUCACCAUGUCCACUGAAGAAGCACACCGAGAGGCUGAGAGGAGACAUCAGGAGAUGAUUGAGGCGCAACGCUCAGAAACGAGGGUGUCAAGCUGGAACUCUCGUCGUCGAUCAUCUCAGGCUGUUCCUCCAGUACCUAGCCAUGUGCCUCCCCCACCACCCGGUCCACGGUCCCCAGAAGCGCGGGAAACGCUUGACAGGGCUAACAAGGCGGCCGAACGCUCAGAGAGACACGGCUUCACUGAAGACCAAGUACCGGAUCGAGUUUUGUCCACUGGCACUGCCAAGGACACUCGCGAUUCAAUGCAGCAUGAGCCUAUCCUUCCCGUUGUACAAGAAGCGGGCGAGAAUGCACGGGAUGAUAACGAACUUCGCCCACUGACACCCCCCAAGGAUUUCAACAAAAGUCUCCCACCUACCAGAGCACCGCCGCCAACCCCUCCUAAGUCUGGGUAUCUUGGACCAGGAAGUGCUGAUAGUGGAUAUGCAGGCUUGAGCAACGGUACAGCUUCAGGCAACAACGGUCCCACGCUCCGACAUAGGGUCAGCCAUGACAGUCUCAACAAAGAGCUGCCGCCGCUACCGAGGAAGGAUGGCACAGAUGAUAACGGAGUACGAAUGGUAGUUUAG